Messenger RNA from Auanema sp. JU1783, 786 nucleotides. Lineage: Eukaryota; Metazoa; Nematoda; Chromadorea; Rhabditida; Rhabditidae. The record is from the annotation of a GenBank genome assembly.
AUGUCAGCUGGUAACAUCUCCAUAUUUUGUCCUUACUGUCGUUAUCAUGAAUUAUCAUCACCUGAACAAUUAUGUCAUCACAUCGUUAACGACCAUAAACUAACGGUUGUAAUUCAUAAGAAGCAGUUUGAUGACCACACUAGUUUCCAUAAUUGGUUGAGUUCCGUUGAAAUUGCCCGUGCCGACGGCGGCUUUCUCGCCAGCGAUGAUGUUGAUGCAUCCACCGAUGAAUCUGAAUACUACCUGUUGUGUCGCCAACGAGAUUCACCUCUUCUAAAACGUCGACGCCUCGUCUCAGCUUUCAAUGGCAGGCGUCAAUAUGAUCGAAUUAAUGUUGUAUCGUGUACAGCUUUUGUACAUGUUGAAUAUGAAGCUGAUGGCUCUGUUAACGUUCUGUAUUGUUUGGAUCAUUGCUAUAACUGUGAGUCUGGGAACAAAGGAAAUAUCCAGAAAAUAUCUCAAAAAAGGACUAAAGCAAAACGAAGCUUUGAGUGUUUAUCCACCGAAACCUCUGACACCCAAACGGUGCCAUGCUGUUCUUCUUCAACUUCUGUAGACGACGAUAUGAUUGAUGAAAUAACGGAGGAAGUAAAGCCGGAUACUCUAGACUUCUCUCGCGAGAAAGAAAAUGACAUUUGUUACGAUAUAUCAUUAAUGAACAAGAUGAUAACACAACGACUUGAUAAUACAGCUAAUAGGUUACGUGCACUCACACAGCUGCUUGCUGAUCUUGCUGUUGAUAUCCGAGCUUGUGAUCCGCCAGUCAAAGCAACCGUCUUCAUCUAA